Messenger RNA from Lontra canadensis (Northern American river otter), 2442 nucleotides. It is a transcript of the gene ISCA1, whose product is annotated as iron-sulfur cluster assembly 1. Lineage: Eukaryota; Metazoa; Chordata; Mammalia; Carnivora; Mustelidae. The transcript is spliced from 5 exons. The record is from RefSeq and is a predicted model, not a curated record. Bases 515 to 850 code for a protein of 111 amino acids. Gene Ontology annotation, molecular function: 2 iron, 2 sulfur cluster binding. Gene Ontology annotation, cellular component: cytoplasm; mitochondrion. Gene Ontology annotation, biological process: iron-sulfur cluster assembly.
GGAUAUAUUAGUAUAUUUUAUUGAACAGCUUCUAUUUAUUUAGCCAGUCCCCCAUAUUAAGGUCUUUGGGGUUGUUUACAUCUAGUGCUGCCACCAAUAUUAUUCAGCAAAUAUUUAGUGUCUGUAGCGUGUCAGGCCCAUUGUUCUAGAGGACUAAACCUGUGAGCCUGGUUUAGUGCACCCCUGUAGGCUGUCCUCCUAGACACAGAACUGUUGAGUAAGGGGAGCGUGCAUCGCCUUCACCUUAGGGCAUUGUUGCCCGUGGAAUACUGUAAAUUACGUCCAAGUACUAAACUACUGAUACUUAGUAAUUAGACUUUGGAGUGGUGUCUAGGUUCUGUUGUACAACCUACAUUACAGUGUAAUGAAGUUCUGGCACAUUCCUCCUAAGAAUUACUAAAUGCUAAAAUGUAUGUGGCAACCCCAUUUGGAUAGACUGAUGGAAAGAGUAUAUAUACACGGGCCAGAUGAAACCCUGGUGUAGCUGCAUGUAGGUUUGAGGGAUGACAAUGACAUGAAGAGGAUGGAGCACACACGCCUCAUUGGGUGUCACUGCUGGCGCGAGCAGUCCCUUUUCCAAACUCCAGGUAGUCAUCUGUGCCAUCAGAAUAUACAAAGACAAAAGGAGAUUCUGAUGAAGAAGUUGUUCAAGAUGGAAGAAAGCUUUCUUAGACCAGUUAUAUUUAUGAAGAUACCAGCCUCUACCACCAUAAUUCCAGGGAGUUACGUUACUGCCAGUUUUCCGGCCCGUGAGCAGAAGAACAAAAUGGCCACGUUGCACUGGAGUCAGAGUGUUCAUCGAAAAGAAAGCACAGCUAACACUUUUAGGAACAGAAAUGGACUAUGUUGAAGAUAAAUUAUCCAGUGAGUUUGUUUUCAAUAACCCAAACAUCAAAGGAACGUGUGGCUGUGGAGAAAGCUUUAAUAUUUGACUACUCUGGCUGUAAGCUCCAGGAACACUCAUGGAAGUCCUAGGGCUUACCAAAGAAAUCAUGUGACUGUCACGUGCUUAAAGUUUAUAAUGUAUGACUGCCUUACAAGGAAAAUAAAAUGAUGCAUUUUGAAAGUGAAGCCAGUGUGUUAGAUUCCAGAAGAAGCGAUACUUGUAUUCUUUUUAGAGGCAGGAAACGAGAAGCCAUUCCUCUCUUUGGGUCAUUUUCCUGAUUUUUAAAGAAAAAAAAUCCUACCCUGCACUUAAUUGUCUUGCAUCCUUUCCAUUAGAAGCAGCUUCACGAACGCUGUCUACCUGGAAGGAUUUCAGGAAAUGUAUUUUUAAUACGCGUGCACGCCAUAGCUUGCUGUUGAGAGUGGCAUGAACGUGCAUUUCCCGACCAGAUUAAUGGCUCGUAAAAUUCAGAGGCAGAAGAUCCUGAGAGCGGGCGUGACAUGGAACUGCACUGGUUUUCUCCCCAAACUUGACGGCAUUUCUACAGUUGUGUCCAAAAUGUCUUUGUCAGAUGCCUCAUUUGCUUUACCCUUUAGCAGCACCAGCCAGUAGAUGAAAGUAUCGAACAGAGAUUUCCUUGAACUGCAGUGCAGAACAGUUCUGAGUGCUGGCAUCAAAAGGUAAGAAAUACUUCACACACUGUUUUUAAUCCAUUUCUUUUGCCACCCAAAACGUCCCCUCAAAGGUGGAAUCUCAAGCUGGUGUCUUAAAAGCCAUCCAGCAUACCCCCUCGAUUCCAUACCUGGGGAAGCAACCCCCAGUUCGUCCACCGUCACUCUGUGGGCUGUGUAGCCGCAGAGCUGGGACAACUCUCUCCUCCCGCCCGUGUAGGGGACAUUAGCUCUGCAGUCAGUGAAGAUCAGUGUGUGGUCUGGCUUCUUUAUCUGAUUGGCAUUUUGAUAAGAUUUCUUUGUAAUUUGAUGAAGCUCAUACUUAGUUUAUUUUAUUUUGAGUGAGAAGAAUCUUAUUUUAAAACCCACUUAUGUGAAUUACCAUCUUGUUUCUUUAGAACUUUCAAACAGUGGUUUAUGCUAGCAGAGAAGACAUUUGUAGCAACCCCGAAAUAUCCUUUCGAGUAUAGUUGUCAGUUUGAAGCAGCACAUGAGGGUCUUUUCUUAAAAUUCCCAAUACGUGUACACUUCCUGUAUCUCAAGUUCAAUGACUGAAAUUCUUAACCUAACAUUUCGUCACCAACUUUUCUUUGAUGGCAUUCUUUUUGCCAUUUAGUUACUGGUUUUCCUGGGUUUGACAUACUAAGAGUUCUAUGAGAAAACACAUACGCUUUUUUUUGAAAGCUGACUUUGUAUUGAAGUAGCCGUCCUAUUUAUGUCCGUCGUGUUUACUGAAGUAGCUGGCACAGAGUACACCAUCGCCCAGAGCAGUAACUGUAUGUACGCGCUCCUGAGUCCAUAUUGUUAAUGAUUGUCAGCCCACUUAUUAUCUGUGCAAUACUGUACGUAUGUAGAGAUUGAAUUGUCAAUAAAAAAAGGACAUGG